GUCUGCUAAUUGUAGCAUUGCCGCCGUAGUUCUUCACGGUCAUACUGAAUUUCAGUCGCAAUCGAGGCUUCGUGCAUUUCGGCGGUUGAAAAUCGAACAAUUUUCCGAGUGCCCCAUUUUAUGUCUCUUCUGAGAGGUAGAGCUUUGGGCCUACCAGAGAUCCUUUUCAACUUGGAACGCGUAGCGACGUGAUUUCAAGUGUAACACGCGACCUUCCGCAUCCAACCCUUAUUUACAAAGUAUACGACACAGAACAGUCUUUUCCUUUGCGUGUUUUCCGGUCGGUCUGGGUAUUACGCGUUCGCCUCAAAGGAAGCAAUCGAGUGGCAAGUGGUGGAGUUCGACAUAGUGGAGAGUAGAGAAGUGAUUUUGAAACCUCAUUCGCGGCGAGCCCUGAAGGAAUCGAUUCGUGUGCUAUAGUGCGGUGGUUUCUUAUUCUGGUAUUCCUCGCCGAACUACAAGGAACAACUUUAACCGCUUCCUAGAAGGAGUCAGAGUUCCAUAGCCAAGGCAGUCCCGUUCAACUUUUAUCGUAUUUCAGAGGCAGGCAACGUCGGGACCGAGGCACAGCACACAAAUCAAAACCACGGACUCAAGGAUACGGUUCCCCGAAAUAACUUGGUGAAAUUUAUAAAUUGAGGAAGGGAAACUAUUUUGAAACGAAGAAACAAACUUUUUUCUAGAGAGAUACAAAAUGGCUGUGCUUAAUUCAAAACAUCACCCCAUCCUGCUAGUAUUCUGCAAUGUACUUUUCAUUGCAUCCUUUGCACUUGCCGAAACCUCCACUCACUCAACACUUUCGCAAACAUCAUCAGAGGUCGCUUCACCCGCUACAGUUCCAGCAGUUCACACAAAGACCACACAAUCGAGAAAACAUUACUUACCUGCGGAAGCGACAGAUAUCCCAUCGCACACCAUACAACACCACGAUACAUCUGUGAUAUCCAGCGAUUCAACCUCUACUUUAGCGAACAAUGGAGGUAAUGGAGCCUAUCCUACGUCAGCAUCAUCAGCGGUAGUGGUUUCAUCACAACCACCAGGAGCAGGUGCCCCCAUUACAGUUUCAACACAAUCGACUACGACAAGUAUUCUGUUGCCUGAAAGUGAUAAUGAAGGCGAACAUGAAAUUAUGGGUUCCGCUGGACCUGAUAAAAGGGAACUGGAAGGUAUUCAGCGAGCCCUGGAUUGGCUCAAAGAAAAGCGAGCUCCGGAUUAUGGUUGGGGAAAUGACACGCACAUGGUUAUAUUAGCGAAAGAACUUUCUGGAGCUCGUGACCCUACCGAUGCUGAUGAUCACCUACAAAUUAUCCAAGAACUUGAAGAUAUGCUUUCAGUGAAAGUAAUGGAAAUCGAAAUCCUUUCCAUGCUUGACCGACAUCACGCCCUCCCAAAACCAUUGAACUUAGACAAACUAGCUAGAUAUGUCCUGGCCUUGGGAUCCCUUUGUAAGGACCCGAAACGCUUCUAUGGUCAUGACCUAGUUGUAACUUUACAACACCAUGAACCUGUUCAAGAUAACGAGUUCGCUUUGACCACCUUAGCGGCAUGUAGUUCUGCCGCACACGUCCGUAAACGACAAAUAAGACGCCUUUUAGAUAUAGCCAGCGGUGUGACUGACCAGAGCGUCGAUACUAUUGCAAUGGUUAUCCUAGCUCUCCGAUGCAUCGUUACCGAUCACAGACAUCGUCACCUGCAACACUUCGUCCGAAGGCCAGCUCGAGGUUUGGCAAGUCUUCAAGAUCCUAAAGGCAGUUUUGGAUCCCUUCGCAGUACAGCAUUGGCAAUGCAAGCACUCCAGGACCUUGAACGAGAUCCGGCUGGUACUUGGAAUCGAUCAGCUGCAUCAAAAUGGAUCUUGGACCGUCAGCGACCAGACGGAGGAUGGGCUGAGGAGCCUAUUCAAGAUGGAGCUGAUCCUAAUGUUGGAGUUGGUUUGACAGCUGAUAUAAUCCUCGCGUUGGGCUGGAAAGGACUUGGCGCUGUGAGAGCAUUACAAUGUGAUCAUGUUGUUCGGGAAAGUAGUGAUAUUCAGUCAGAAAACGGAGAUCAAAAACUUGCAGUACCAUUCGGACUUACUUCGUCAGCGGAAGAAUCAGAUGCGAAAAACGUAUCAUACACAUACACUCUAUGGGUGGGAACAAAUGUAACAGAAGCCAUAUCACUAUCGUUAAUCUCACAAAGGAAUACUAGUUUCUAUAGGGCUAUGGCGCAAGCUGCUGAAAUCGAUCCAAGAUUUGCCUUCGAAGCAAGAGUGUGGCCAAAUGGACAUUAUGUUCAUACAUUAGCCGGCAAAAAGGAGGAACCCAGGGGGUACAAUUAUUGGCUGCUCUACAGAUUACCAGAAUUGCCUGAUCCUAAUAAUCCACCAGGAAAUCAGUUAAUUGCACCUGUUGGCGUUGACGAGCUGAUGGUGGAAGAUGGUGAGCACUAUCUAUACUGGUAUAAAAAACUUUAAGCUACAUCAAAGAGAGCGUCUUAAAAAUACUAAUUGCGUUAUGAACAAAGUUCCACUUAUACACAUAAAUAAAGCCAGAAUUCGCAACAAAAAACUAAACAAAAGCCGAAAAAGCAAAACUUACACAAGUAAAAAUAGGGAAGUUCAGUUGAAAUUUAUAUUUUCGAUAUCUUAAUUAAAUUCAAUAAUCAGUUAAUAUAUUUCAGAUUAAAAACAAAUAAAAAAAAAUAGAAAAAAAGAAAAAAUUAAAUAAAAUUAUUUGCGGAUUAAAUUAUAUUCAAACCAUAAAAUCUUUCUCUUCAAACCAUGAAGAAAAAUAAAUUAGACGAGAAUUUUUCAAAGUAAAUUUCAAAAAUUAAAAGCGAGCAUACGAAACGACUGAAAUAAAUUUAAAAAAAAAUUAAUCUGUGAAAAGAUUAAACUAGAAUACCGAAAAAGCAUAAAUAAAGAUCGAACAAAAAUAAAAAUAACAAUAAAUUGGCAGAUUAAAAUCCAUUCGAUAGACGACUAUUUUGAUAAUUGCAAUCCGUUUUGUAAUGCCUUAAAAUACCUGAUGAUUUUUCAAGUAGCUUUGCCUUUACACCGUUGUGGGUAAUAAAAAAUAUAAAAAUGCAUUUGUUUUUAAUAAACGUCUAUUGUCAAUAAAAAGAUGGAAUAAUAUAGUUUACAUUGGAGAAUUGGUAUUCCUUGCAACCAGGCGCAUUACCCUGUAAGGGAUGAGAUGUUAUUUAAUUUAUUAUAGAAAAUAUGGUUCUUAUUAUGGUUUUUUAUUAUUCUCUGAAAUUUUCGUGAAUAUUAAAUACAGAAAUAAAUGGUUUUUAUUCAAUUAGUUUAUAUUCUAAGCUUCAACAGGCAUAUACAUAUAUUUUUUCAAAUGAAGUGUGAAUACAUUUUAUAUGAAUUAUUUAUUUUUAGAAAAAGAUAUAAAUGUAUCUCAGUUGAGGUGCGUGCCUGACAUUUGGAAAGCAAUAAAUUAUGAAAAAAAGAAAAAUUCGUUUUGAAAAAUACCAUAUGUACUGAUUUCUCUUUGUACACAUUUCUAGAAGAAAUAAAGAGCGCAAUGAAGCCAACAUAAUACAAAGACAAGAAUACUUUUGUGAGAAUGGUUUACUGACACUGUAUCUUCUAUAGUUUGUUUUCUUCUCCAUAGUAUACUUUCUAAACAAUAGAACUCACUGCCCUUACCCGUAUAAUUUAGUAUCUAUAACCUCCGUAAUUCCAAUGAAUACUAAUGUUUGGUAGUACUUCAAGCCUAUAUAUAUAUUUCAAAUUAAUAAAUUCUACAUAAUUCAAACAAAAACAAUUAUUGUAGUUUUCGAACAAGCUUUAAAACAAUAAUCCGCUUCAUAAAUUGUAUUUAAUUAGUUGACAAAAAACCUACAUAUACGCGAUGUAUUUAUUGAAUUAAUGAUUACAAGAUAACCAAAUGUAAGCAAAAAAAAACCAUAAAACCAAGAUAAAAUAAAGCAAGAAAGUGGGAAACAAUAUUGCAAAAGCUUAACUGCUUUUGAUGUAGAUUAAAUCCUAGAAGUGUGUGAAUGAAAAUAGCAAAAAUAAUAAUUAAAUGAAAAAUGAAAAAAACUAAAAUUAUGAAGAAUUAUGAAGAAUAAAACGCGCGCAAUAAGUGCAAAAGUGAAUACAAUAAUUUAAAAGAAAAUAAGUGAAUUGAUUCUUCGACAACCGAAAACUAUGUUACACCAGAGUUAGAGAACAAUAACGGCAGCAUAUAGCGACACACCAUGGAAAAAUGAGUAAAAACAAAUUAAUUUUAAUAUUAAUGAUAAUAACAAUGCAUAUAAAUGAGAAUUUUCAAAGUUAAACGUGUUACUGCAAAUCACCAAAUAUUUAUAGAAAUACAGAAAGAAACAAAAGAAACAGAAAAAAAAAGAUACAAAAAAUACAAAAAAUUUAAAUUUAAUACCACUAAAGUAAUAAACA
Molecule: messenger RNA, 4393 nt
Organism: Hermetia illucens (black soldier fly)
Lineage: Eukaryota; Metazoa; Arthropoda; Insecta; Diptera; Stratiomyidae
Exons: 10
Coding region: 695-2455 (586 amino acids)
Biological process (GO): cobalamin transport
Molecular function (GO): cobalamin binding
Source: RefSeq, a predicted model, not a curated record